AGGCGAAGCUCACGUUUCUUGGUUCUAUGUACAGUGCAGAUACAGAUACACAUUUGGCAGUUUGACAUCGUUUUAAAUUCGUUUUAUUGUCGUGUGUUUAUUGUGUAUUCCGUACAUAAUAUAGUAAUAUUCACUUUCACCAUGAGCUCGAAGCCGACAAAAACUUUUGUUACAUCUACGAGCUCGGUGCAAAGUAUCACGUCUCCUACUGCUUCUUAUACCUCGGCUAAUUUUCGGCCUACUAGUCCUAAGCUGCCCAGUCGUUUGCAGGAAAAAACUGAUCUGCAAAAUUUAAAUCAUCGCUUUGCAUGUUAUAUAGAUCGGGUAAGGCAUUUAGAAGCUGAAAAUUCACGCUUAAGAACAAAACUUCGGAUAUCAAAAGAGACUGAAACUAGAGAAGCCUUAACUUUGAGGACUACAUAUGAUAAAGAACUGUCGGAUGCUCGAAAAUUGUUAGAUGACACUACCAGAGACAAGGCAAAACUCGAAAUUGAUGCUCAGAGAUUAUGGGAGGAAAAUCAUGAGUUGAAAACAAGGCUAGACAAGAAAUCAAAAGAUUUAAUCUUAGCCGAGACUGAUGUUCGAAAGUAUGAGAGCAAAUGCUCGGAACUCAAUGGUAAAUUCAAUAUGGCUGUUUUAGAAUGCAAUAAAGCAAUAGAUGAUCGCAAGGAAUUAGAGAGUGAGCUGAAUAACCGAAGAAAUCAUUUAGAAGAACUUCGCAAAAAUCUAGAAGAAGAAAUAUUAGUUCGUGUAGAUGUAGAAAAUAAUUUGCAGAGUUUGAGGGAGGAAUUAGCUUUUAAACAUGAGGUCUAUCAGCAAGAACUCAAAGAAACUAGUAUGCGACAUAAGGUUGAAUUAAGUGAAAUUGGAGAUCUUGCAAAACAAUAUGAAGCAAAAAUGCAAGAGACUAUGCAGGAACUUCGUGAUCAGUAUGAGAAACAAAUUAGUUCAAACCGCGCUAAAAUUGAAGACAUCUAUAAACAAAAGAUCAAAAAUUUAGAAGGCCUUGCUACUCACAACAGUAGUGCUGCUACAGCAGCAGCUGAAGAAUUAAAUCAAGCACGAACUAAGAUUCAAUAUUUAUGCAGUCGUGUAAAUGAAUUGGAGGCUUCUUACAAUACUGCUAAUCAACGCAGCAAAGAGUUAGAAAAAAUGCUAGAAGACGCGCAUAGGCGUCAUUCUGAUAAUAUGCAUCAGUUAGAAGCAGAAUUGCGCCUCCUACGGGAGGAGAUGGCUGGACAGUUGCAGGAAUAUCAAGAUCUGAUGGAUAUUAAGGUCUGCUUAGAUAUGGCAAUAGCAACUUAUAGGAAGUUGCUAGAAGGCGAGGAAACCAGAUUAAACACCAACCAGGCAACAUCCAGCACAGGUGGAAAGCGUAAACGCACUUUACUGAAAGAAUCGCAUGAAAUCAGUCUUAGUGAAUUUACUGAACAUCUAAUCUGCAAAGGAGAUAUUGCAAUAAUAAUGAAAUGUGACGCAGAAGGUCGUUACAUAAAGCUGACAAAUAAUGGGAUUAAAGAAGUUUUUCUUGGUGGCUGGAAACUUAUCCAAAAAGCAGGUAAUGCUGAAACUGUGUUCAAAUUUCACCACACUCUUAAACUCGAUCCUGGGGCAAGCACUACUGUUUGGUCACUGAAUGAGCAGCAACAUCAUGAACCUCCAAAUAAUAUAGUUAUGAAAGGAAAGAAAUGGCUUGUUAAUGACAUCAUUUAUACAUCUUUGACAAACAGUAAUGGAGAGGAAGUGGCAACAUUUGAACUAGUGCAAAAUAAGUUGGCCAGUCGUUCUUCGCGCAUGCAACAUUCUGGACAAACCAAAUCACUUGGCUCCCAGGAACUUCAUGAGCAGGAAGAUCCACAACAGCCAGCUUAAGAAAAAUGUCGAGUAAUGUAAAACUUGAUACAAAUUUAUAAAAUUUUCAUUUUGAAAAGAAAAUAACAUAAUUGAAGACUUAUAAAACAACCAAGUGAAAUAUGUUCAGAGAUUUUAGUUAAUUUUUUUUAAUCAAUUUUAUUUGACUGUCUAAUAUGUGUUUUGAUCAUAAUACAAGUGCGGCAUUUUCUAUAGU
Molecule: messenger RNA, 2068 nt
Organism: Ctenocephalides felis (cat flea)
Lineage: Eukaryota; Metazoa; Arthropoda; Insecta; Siphonaptera; Pulicidae
Product: lamin-C-like
Exons: 10
Coding region: 142-1872 (576 amino acids)
Source: RefSeq, a predicted model, not a curated record